Suncus etruscus (white-toothed pygmy shrew) is the source of this 4307-nucleotide messenger RNA. It is a transcript of the gene ATP6V1A, whose product is annotated as ATPase H+ transporting V1 subunit A. The record is from RefSeq and is a predicted model, not a curated record. NCBI's taxonomy places the organism in Eukaryota, Metazoa, Chordata, Mammalia, Eulipotyphla, Soricidae. Gene Ontology annotation, biological process: ATP metabolic process; proton transmembrane transport. The transcript is spliced from 15 exons. Gene Ontology annotation, cellular component: lysosomal membrane; proton-transporting V-type ATPase, V1 domain. Gene Ontology annotation, molecular function: proton-transporting ATPase activity, rotational mechanism; ATP binding; ATP hydrolysis activity. Bases 120 to 1976 code for a protein of 618 amino acids.
GCCCACUGCAGCUGAAGGAAGCACUUCCCCUCCUUCUCGCAGUGACAGAGUCUCUGGGACGGCGCUCCGCUGCGUUUCUCCUGGAAGCGCCUCGCGCCUCGCUCUGCAGGUAAAUUAACAUGAUGGAUUUCUCUAAGCUACCCAAAAUAGCUGAUGAAGAUAGAGAAAGCACAUUUGGUUAUGUGCAUGGAGUCUCAGGACCUGUGGUUACAGCCUGUGAAAUGGCAGGUGCGGCCAUGUAUGAACUGGUAAGAGUGGGCCACAGUGAAUUGGUUGGAGAGAUUAUCCGUUUGGAGGGUGACAUGGCUACUAUCCAAGUGUAUGAAGAAACUUCUGGUUUGACUGUUGGAGAUCCUGUACUCCGUACCGGUAAACCACUUUCUGUAGAGCUUGGACCUGGCAUCAUGGGAGCCAUUUUUGAUGGUAUUCAAAGACCUCUGUCAGAUAUCAGCACUAAGACCCAAAGUAUCUACAUUCCCAGAGGAAUUAAUGUUCCUGCUCUUAGCAGAGAUUUAAAAUGGGAUUUCACACCUUGCAAAAAUCUUCGGGUUGGUGGUCAUAUCACUGGUGGAGAUAUUUAUGGAAUUGUCAAUGAGAAUUCUCUUAUCAAGCACAAAAUAAUGUUACCUCCAAGAAAUAGAGGGACUGUAACUUACAUUGCUCCACCGGGAAAUUAUGACACUUCCGAUGUUGUCUUGGAGCUUGAGUUUGAAGGUGUAAAAGAGAAGUUCACUAUGGUCCAAGUUUGGCCUGUCCGUCAAGUUCGGCCUGUCACUGAGAAACUGCCAGCCAAUCAUCCUUUGUUGACAGGCCAGAGAGUACUUGAUGCCCUUUUUCCAUGUGUACAGGGAGGAACUACAGCGAUUCCUGGGGCUUUUGGCUGUGGAAAGACAGUGAUAUCACAGUCUCUAUCCAAGUAUUCGAACAGUGAUGUUAUUAUUUAUGUAGGAUGUGGUGAAAGAGGAAAUGAGAUGGCUGAAGUCCUCCGUGACUUCCCAGAGCUCACAAUGGAAGUUGAUGGCAAAGUAGAGUCAAUUAUGAAGAGGACAGCUCUUGUGGCCAAUACCUCCAAUAUGCCUGUUGCUGCUAGAGAAGCCUCUAUUUAUACUGGAAUUACACUGUCAGAAUAUUUCCGUGACAUGGGCUAUCAUGUCAGUAUGAUGGCAGACUCUACCUCCAGAUGGGCUGAGGCUCUUAGAGAAAUCUCUGGUCGCCUUGCUGAAAUGCCUGCAGAUAGUGGCUAUCCUGCAUAUCUUGGUGCCAGGCUUGCCUCUUUCUACGAACGAGCAGGCAGAGUGAAAUGUCUUGGAAAUCCUGAGAGAGAAGGAAGUGUCAGCAUUGUGGGAGCUGUUUCUCCACCUGGUGGUGAUUUUUCUGAUCCAGUUACAUCUGCUACUCUUGGUAUUGUCCAGGUGUUUUGGGGAUUAGAUAAGAAACUAGCUCAACGCAAACAUUUCCCCUCUGUCAACUGGUUAAUCAGCUACAGCAAGUACAUGCGUACCUUGGACGAGUACUAUGAUGAACACUUCACAGAGUUUGUUCCCCUGAGGACCAAAGCUAAAGAGAUUCUGCAAGAAGAAGAAGACCUGGCAGAAAUUAUACAGCUAGUAGGGAAGGCUUCUCUAGCAGAAACAGAUAAAAUUACUUUGGAGGUAGCAAAACUUAUCAAAGAUGAUUUCCUACAACAGAAUGGAUAUACUCCUUAUGACAGGUUCUGCCCAUUCUACAAGACUGUGGGAAUGCUAUCCAACAUGAUCGCUUUCUAUGAUAUGGCCCGUAGUGCUGUUGAAAACACUGCCCAAAGUGACAAUAAAAUCACAUGGUCCAUUAUCCGAGAGAAUAUGGGAGAAAUUCUCUAUAAGCUUUCCUCGAUGAAAUUCAAGGAUCCGAUGAAAGACGGUGAGGCAAAGAUUAAAGCCGAUUAUGCACAACUUCUUGAAGAUAUGCAGAAUGCAUUCCGUAGCCUUGAAGACUAGAACUGUGAUUUCUUUCCUCUUUGUUGUCAGCAAGUUCAUCUGUGUAUUUUUUCCAAAAUUUGUCAUCUCAAGCCCUUUACUUCAUUGUGUAACGUUAAGACUAGUGCUAAUGUAUGUGAUCAUUUGUUUUCCUUGUUUAUUUGAUAAGUCUUCUAUAAAACAAACAUUCCUUAGCUGCAGUAUUUGAAGGGUCUCCCUUAUCCUCUGAAGUGGUGAAUAUAGUAAAUAUCUUGUACAAUGGCUACACUACUGUAUAUCUGUUAUAUAGGGUGACAUCCCUCCUUAUCCUGCUUUCUGCAUCUACCAUUCAGUUGAAACAGGAUUACUGUAUGUGUGCACUGUUUCUGCAGUGGAUUUAGAAUGGAAAAUUUCUAUAUAUUUUGACAUGUACUUUGUGAAAUGACUCCAUUAUUAUUAUGAUAAAAUUUUUAGAGCUUAAUAGUAUGCUAAGUAUUUUGCAGGAAAUAUUUAUGUUUUUUAAACAUGAAUGAUUAAUAUCCCCACAUGCAUUACUUUUCAACAUAAAUUAGAAAUAUUUAUGAAACUGUUGGAAACUAAACUCUUUAAAGUGGCAUUGUGGGGCUCAACACAAUAAAUAGAUUAGUACUCUCUCAAAAAGAAAGUGGAAAAGAAGCUAUGUCAACAAAGUUAGAUUAUCAUCUUAUUAAAGCUUUUAUUUUAUUUCAAGUUAAAAAAUAUGCGAUACCAAGGACUAUUCUACUGCAUUACUUUGAAAAAUAUUAAAAUUCCAUUUAAGGGCCAGGGUCAUAGCUUACAGGGCUGGGGUGCAUGUCACAUGUGGGAACCUCAGCUUUGCUCCCCAGGAAUACAUGGUUCUCCAAACAAUCAGGAGUGACCCCACACGCACACACAUUUACAUUUAAAACAGUCAAUGAGAACUUGAUCCACGUCACACCCUCUUUCUUUUCUUCAAACAUCUUAGAAGACUUGCCUUCUAAGAAUCAUGUGGCAGUAUAAUGAGAAAUAAAUAAAAUGCCAGCAAGAAGGCUGAAUUGUAUCUUGAAGGCUGGUUGUACCUUUAAGAAUCAGCUAAUUUAUAGUGAUUCUUGGAGGCCAGAGUGGCAUUAUAUAUUUUACAAGGUAGCAUAUGUCACACAUUUGCAUGUUUCUUGGCUUGUUGAAUUCUUGAACAACCACUUUCCCAGCUGUAGAAAAUAGUACUUGUGUAGUUAGUGUUCAUUGGCUAAAAACAAUUCUCAGAAUAUCUGUUGCCUUAGGCAGUGUAACAGUUUCCACUCUGCUUCUUCAGGGAUAAAAUUCUUGUAUCUGCUAAUAGAAUCUGGGUUAUGUAGGGAAGAAAGAUUUCUUUCAUCCUGAGUUUUGAGUAUAUGUUUAAAAUUAUUUCUGUGUCUGUAGAAUAAAGCACGCUAUAGAACAGCUCUGAGAGCAACAAUUUCCCAUGAACUCUGAUCAGUAGUGCUGGCACCAUGCUUCCUUGUUGGGAAGAAGAAGGUAGGGUAUGUGAGUAUGUCUUCACAGUCUCAAAUACCCAAAUGCAAUAGUAUAAAUAGAGUAUUUAUUUUAUGCCUCAAUAUUUGUUAUUUAAAAUUUUAGGUAAUGUGUUUCUUUUGGUCUGUUAAAAUAUAUAUCAGUAGUGAUAUCAGCAGCUGUUUGCAUGUUCUCCCAUGCAACUUUUUUAACCUUUUAGAAUAUUGGAAAAUAAAAAGUAUGCAAGGGUUUGUUGAGAUGUGACUUAAUGGUGCUGCUUCAACAGUUUGCUUCCAUUGUGGAACUCAGAGGUUCCAAGACCAGUGGAGACUAAAGAUUUCUGAAAGUUCCUCUUCCUACUUUAAACCAACCAGCAAAGUAGGGUUAUGACAGCAAUGAAUGAUAUAAUGAAGAAAGUUUGACCAAGCCUAUUUGUUGUUCUGAAUUUGCAAUGUACAUUCUCACUUCCUUUUAAGAAUGUUGAUGUAUGGGUGUGAAAACUCUAGAGAAACUAUGCUCAGAUAUUCAUCGUAAGUAUCCUCUUAACUUUAUGUUGUACAGUUUCAGGUCAGUCACUGGUCUUAUUUCUAUAGUAAGGAUGUGUUAAAAUUGCAACAGUCUUUUAAAAACACGAUACAGUUCUCUAUUUAUUGUGCUGUGCCUGGUUCUCAGUGGAGCCAGAUAAACAAGUUUCAUAUGCAUUUUUCCAGUGUUAAAUCUCACACAUCGUGUCUUUGGAAAUUUCCUUCCUUACUGAAGAACGAAUAGAAGAGGCCAAAUAUGUUGCCUCCUUAUCCUUGAGAUUUCACUAUCUUUAUGUUAAAAGUUGUGUAUAAUUGUUAAAAAAAAUCUAUGGAAUAAUAAAAAGUAAAUUUAAAUUAA